CGUGACCCUGACAAGGAUAAGUGGAAGAGAAUGGAUGGGUGGAUAGCAUUACCUUUGAAAGAAUAAAAUAAUAUACAGUUAAAAUGAAUAGGCCUACUGUACCCAAGACUAGGUAGGCUUGCAAACCUUUAGCAGGACUGAUAUUUUCUCCAGUGUAGUUACUUAUAGUUACUGCCUUUGUAUAUGUGUAUUUAUAUUACUUAGAUGUUGGCCCAACAUUUAUUCUUCAGAAGUAGAAAGGUGGCAGGAAUAAAUCCUUCUGUUUUCUUGAGCCAAGGCUGGCUGUUAUUGCACUCGAGGCAGCCCUAUGCUGGAGCGUUGUGUUUUUACCCAAUAUUUGUUUUGGCUUUCUACAUCAAAUAACCCAGUACAAGUAGUUAAAUAAUCGUAUUUACAGCAAUGUACUUAAACAUGUCCAACAGUCUAAUGUCAGCAUAAAAUAAGUUUACCAUGACAGUAUGUAAGUUGUCUAAACUGGAAUUAGUGUAAAAACACUAUGCUUAAAAUUGUAUUUGCCAAGCAGUAAAUGUGAUUUGAAUAUAAUGAAUUUGAAUAAGGACGGCUUUGUCAAGUCGUCAUUGUUUCACAUAUCUUCAUUGGUUCGUGGUGUAGCCAUGAGCAAGUCAGCAGGCUGCUGCAAGAGAUUCCUGCACUAUGCUUUUGACUACGAAACACCAAAAACGCUGGUUAUUCCCAGCUUAGGUGUAGGAUUUGUGUUCAGGUUCACCCAAUUCUUGGUGGUGAUGUAUGUGGUUGGGUAUGUGUGUGUGGUGCAGAAGGCCUACCAGGAUACAGAUACUGUCAUCAGCACCGUCACCACGAAAGUGAAAGGUUUCGCUUUCACCAACACAUCUGACACGGAGCCUCGUUUUUGGGAUGUGGCUGAUUACAUUAUCCCUCCUCAGAGUGAUCAUUCAUUCUUUGUGCUGACGAAUAUGGUUGUGACCCCAAAACAAGUGCAGUCACAUUGUCCCGAGCUUCCAAGCCCAUCAACUACUUGUGUGGAUGACUGCAACUGUGUCGAGGGACGCAGUGAUCCCCGGGGCAACGGUAUACAGACGGGACUGUGUGAGAACUACUCCACCACUGCACGGACCUGUGAAGUGCUCUCAUGGUGCCCACUUGAAAUAGACACUAAGCUGCCUGAGCAUGCGCUGCUGGUUGCAGCAGAAAACUUCACCGUGUUGAUCAAAAACAGCAUUACGUACCCAAAGUUCAACUUUCACAGAAGAAACAUACUGCCUCAUGUGAACUCCUCAUACCUGAAGAGGUGUGAAUUCAGCCGUCUCACAGACCCACACUGUCCCAUAUUCAGACUCAAGCAUAUUGUCUCAGAGGCUGGGGAGGAUUUUCAAGACAUGGCUGUGAAGGGGGGUGUCCUUGGUAUUCUUAUUGACUGGAGCUGUGAUUUGGACUGGUGGGCAGGGGAGUGUUUACCUAAAUACAGCUUCCGGAGGCUGGACAACAAACAUCCUGUCAACAAUGUGGCCCCUGGUUACAACUUUAGAUUUGCUAAAUACUACAAGACAGCAGAUGGAGAGGAAACCAGAACGUUAAUCAAAGCUUACGGGAUCCGCUUCGACGUCAUUGUGUUUGGAACUGCAGGAAGAUUUUCCAUCGUCCCAACCAUAGUGAACUUGGGUGCAGCCUUGUCAUUCCUCAGUUUGGUGCCCGUGGUUGCUGACUGGUUUUUGGUGACUUGCUCAAGGAAACGAGAUCUUUACAGCAGACACAAAACAACACAUCUCACUGAAGAUGCAGACAGUGCAUCGGUGUCAAUGGGAACCACCUAUGGAACCCAGUAGCAGGAACAACAUUUUUCUACAGAGAAAUUGGAACCCUCAUGAAACGAGACAUUAAAACAUCAUUUGAAUAUUUCACUAAAACCAUUAAAAUGUGAUAAUAAAAAGAAGGAGGAUAAACAGUGAUCGAGGAAGAACUCUGGCUUUUA
Messenger RNA from Haplochromis burtoni (Burton's mouthbrooder), 1951 nucleotides. It is a transcript of the gene p2rx4b, whose product is annotated as purinergic receptor P2X, ligand-gated ion channel, 4b. The transcript is spliced from 12 exons. Gene Ontology annotation, molecular function: ATP binding; extracellularly ATP-gated monoatomic cation channel activity; purinergic nucleotide receptor activity. Gene Ontology annotation, cellular component: nuclear inner membrane; plasma membrane. Gene Ontology annotation, biological process: response to ATP; monoatomic cation transmembrane transport. The coding region runs from base 543 to 1805 and encodes 420 amino acids. The record is from RefSeq and is a predicted model, not a curated record. Lineage: Eukaryota; Metazoa; Chordata; Actinopteri; Cichliformes; Cichlidae.